Messenger RNA from Desarmillaria tabescens, 2574 nucleotides. RefSeq lists its product as uncharacterized. Gene Ontology annotation, biological process: intracellular signal transduction; mitotic cell cycle; protein phosphorylation. NCBI's taxonomy places the organism in Eukaryota, Fungi, Basidiomycota, Agaricomycetes, Agaricales, Physalacriaceae. The transcript is spliced from 5 exons. Gene Ontology annotation, molecular function: ATP binding; histone H3T3 kinase activity. The record is from RefSeq and is a predicted model, not a curated record. The coding region runs from base 166 to 2481 and encodes 771 amino acids. Gene Ontology annotation, cellular component: nucleus; cytoplasm.
AGCUUCGAGGCCGCCCUUGAAUUCAAAUAGGAAUCUACACCUCUUCACCUUACUGCCUCACCGGUCUCGCAGUUAUCCUCCACAUUCUAUCCUUCACUCUCCCUCAUUUCGCCAUCAUUCGCCAUCGCAGCUACAGCAGUAUUUCUGCUCGCUGCAAUCUCAAUUAUGCUCGGGUCUCGUACGAAAAAGGUCACCUCCUAUGGAAAGCGUAGGCAACGCGUCGUCAAUAUCACAUCCGAAGAAAGAAGGCGUGGAGGGUUCGACUUGGAUCCAACAGAGCCCAAGUUAGGGACAGUGGUUCCCAGCAUCAGGAAUAGGGAAAACAUUGUACCACUGGUUAUCAAGGGAAGAAAAGUAUCGUCGCCAAAGGUAGUUAUACCGCGACUGAAGAAGCGUUCACCCAAAACACCUCCAAAACGGAUAGGCUCGUUGUUAGACACCCCUGCCCGGACUCCGUUGGCGAUAUUCCAUCCAAAUGGACCCGGAUCCCCAGCUAUCUUGCCCAAGCAACGGAAGCCAUUGUCCCCGACGGCACCGUCAGGGCUACGCAAACCGUUCUCGCCGUUCGUCGAAAUGGAUAUUACAGUGGUGGAUGACCAAGGCCAGACGUUGAAGAAAGAGAGGAGAGUCUCGCGGACAACUGCCAAACCUGCCGAUGACUCUGAUAGUGAUUCUGUUGUCGUCGUCGCGGUGCGAAAACCUCGACGGCUAAGGAAUCGUGUUGUUGUCGUUUCGGAUGAUUCUGGUUCCGAGGUUCGGUCGGGAUCCGAUAGUGAUUAUUCCGUUUCCUCUUCGUAUAGUCCCCCUCGAAAGCCAAAGUCAAAGCGUCUUGGCCAACCAAAAGUCAGGAAUGCACAGAAAGCUGUGGCUAGUGGCCAACGCGAUGCCACUCGUAACGCAGAAAGUCAAUUCCCUAAAGCACUUCCUCGUCCGAAGGCAGUAACCGACCCGUCUAAUCCAUCGAGCAAUCUACCGAACACCCAAGUCUACAUUGACCUCACGAGAGACACCCCUCCAUCAAUACCAGCGCCUGCCCAUUAUCAACCUGGUAUUUUACCGAUCCAUAAACCUCGUCAACUGACUCCCGUUCGACCGGGAAAAAAUAGACUUUUUGCUCCUCUCUCUCCUCCUUCCCCAACGACAACCUCUGAACUUGAUUUCGACUUCGACGACCUGUCCAUAGGUGAGGGUGACCUUGGCGCUGCCGAUACCCCUGCACCUAGUGUGCCUGACUACCUCCGUCCUCUUUUGAGGGAGUGCAAUCAGGAGGCGUAUGGACUACACGAAUUUUCCGCGUUCAUAUCUACAUUCCCGUUUGACCCUAUUUUGUCGUCACCUAAUGGACCAUCUUCCAAACCUCAUUUUCGCAAAGUGGGCGAAGCGAGUUAUUCAGAAGUGUUCGGAAUUUGUGACGUCGUUCUUAAGGUUAUACCUCUGAGAGACGAGUCAGCUUCUACAGACGGACCACCUGCGGAUGUCGAUCAGCCUGCGCCUACAGACGUCCGAGAUGUUCUCAAGGAAAUCAUUGUCACACGUGCAAUGGGCGAGGUUUAUGACGGCUUUGUGAAGCUAUUGAAAGCGUACGUUGUAAAGGGACGUUAUCCGGAGAAGCUUCUGCACCUCUGGAACGAGUACAACGAGCAAAAAGGUUCAGAAAGCAUACGUCCAGAUACGUUCACUUUGUCCCAGGUUUAUGCUAUUGUGGUGUUACCGAAUGGUGGCCCAGACCUUGAGUCUUAUACUUUUAGAAACACGACAAAGACAGGUUGGCGACAGGCUUGCAGUAUAUUCUGGCAAGUUGCAAAAUCCUUGGCGCAUGCAGAACAACUGGUGUCUUUUGAGCAUCGAGAUCUUCACUGGGGUCAAAUUCUUGUUAAGGAUCUUCCCUUGCCGACUGCAUUGCCUCUUCAAGCGCAACCUCUGAACCGGAAGCCUGCUAAGAAAGCUCGCCCACCGAUGGAUGACAAGUGUCAUGGUGUGCAAGUCACUUUGAUUGAUCUUGGACUAUCUCGUAUGGACGCUGGAGACGGUUGUGGGGGCGAGAUGAUUCAUUGGACACCUUUCGACAAAGAAAUAUUCCAAGGCGAAGGUGACUAUCAAUUCGAUGUUUAUCGAAUGAUGCGAGACCAAAAUAAUGGCAAAUGGGAACCCUUUCUGCCGUUGACAAAUGUUAUGUGGCUCCAUUAUCUAUUGGUCAAGCUUCUUCGCUUUAAGGGAAUCAAACCUCCAGUACGCCGAAGCCAGGCAGUUUCUCCGGCGUCAAACACUCUUACGGAGCGGGAAUGUUACGAGUGCCUCAUAGAUUUGGAGCAGUGGUUAGGGCAAUGCCUCACAACCGCAGCAGCCAGAGUGAAGCCCGCCAAGAGCCGAAGGAAAACGGUGGUCCCGGACAAGAGCGAGUCGAGUUUGAAUCCCGUAUGCGCUGGUGAAGUCGUAGAAUAUGGCAUCAAGAAAGCAUGGAUCAAACCUAUUUCCCGAUGAAACGUUGGAAGCCAUCUAAGUGGAUAUCUUGCUAUCUAUUUUCCCGUAGAUGCUGAGUUUUUUUUAUUUAAGUAGAUGUAAGAUUGAAUGAGU